Molecule: messenger RNA, 1149 nt
Organism: Dictyostelium discoideum AX4
Lineage: Eukaryota; Evosea; Eumycetozoa; Dictyosteliales; Dictyosteliaceae
Exons: 1
Coding region: 1-1149 (382 amino acids)
Source: RefSeq, a predicted model, not a curated record
AUGAUAGCAAUAGGAGAUAAACCACACGAUCUACCAUUCCAAGAGAUUACAGUCCCAGAAAGAUAUCUUGGCCUCAAUUUCACCAAAACAGGUUUAAAUUCAAAAUACAACACUUUAAUCCAAGAAAUGAAAAACAAUCUAAUCAAAUGGAAAUCACAAGCAAUAACGAUGAAGGCAAAGAUGACAAUUCUCAAAACAUACGUUCUAUCCAAAUUAACAUACCAUCAAUACAUGGAUAAUCUAAAUGAAGAACAAAUUGAGGAAAUCAAUAACAUGACCAGAUGGUUCUUAUUCUCCUCAGUUAAGAAUACAUAUACAGAAGAGAGAAAAUACAAAACUAUGAUGAAAAUAGACAGAGCAUAUGCAGAUUGGAAAGAAGGAGGCAUAAAAUUAUGGGAUAUAGAACUAAGACAUAUAGCAUUCAAAAUCUGGUACAUGAACAGGCUACUCCAUAACAACUACAACAACAACAACAAUACCUUACAAGAAUGGUACAUGGAGCAAUUAAGUAGAAAAAAAGCCCACACUUCAACCCUCAACGAUAUGUGCAGACACUGGGGUGUAUUCAGAGUCAAAUUUUACCAAAACCAUCCAAAGAUAAAUGAACUUCCAGACUGUAUAAGAAACGACAAUGAUGAACCACUAAAACUGAAAGAAAUUUACGAACUCAUGAUCAAAGACAGACACCCAACACCAAGAAGAACAGAAUGGCAGAAGUUAUGGGCGGUGAGAUACAACACAGCAAUACCCAAAGUAUUCAUAAACAUCAACAGCAUUUCUCACCAAAAAGGUAGAAACACCCUCUUCAGAUUCUUCUCAAGAUCACUUCCAGGUAUCAACCACGAAAGAGACACCAGAUGCAAGAUCUGUGGCCACCUAUUCAGAGACCCUUAUUCUCACCUCUUCACUCUAUGCCAAGAUAUCCUAGAUAUUGAAAAAACCAUCAUAUCAACAGUUAACAAAUUAUCAUUCAUCAAAAUCCACAGAUGGUCAAUGGAUACCUUAGACAUAUCAAAAUACAACAGAACUGAGAGAAUCUUCCCCAAUCUCAUAGGAAUAAUAGCACACCAAUUAUGGAAGAUAAUCUGUCACAAAUUGUUCAACACUGAUGAAAGCAACCAGAGCCAAAAUUCGAACAAAAGGUCAUAG